CCAUGAAUUGCUCCGAGAGCGCCCGGCGAGGCUGCGCCGCGGCCGCGGGCUCCGGGCACGAUGCAGAAGAGCGUGCGGUACAACGAGGGGCACGCCCUGUACCUGGCGCUGCUGGCCCGCAAGGAGGGCACCAAGCGCGGCUACCUCAGCAAGAAGACGGCGGAGACCAACCGCUGGCACGAGAAGUGGUUCGCCCUCUACCAAAACGUGCUCUUCUACUUCGAGGGCGAGCAGAGCGCCCGCCCCGCCGGCAUGUACAUGCUGGAGGGCUGCAACUGCGAGCGGGUGCCCGCUCCCAAGGGAUGCGCCGCGGGCAGCGCCAAGGAUGCCGCGCUGGACAAGCAGCAUUAUUUUACUGUUCUCUUUGGCCAUGAGGGGCAGAAGCCACUGGAGCUGCGUUGUGAGGAUGAGGUUGAUGGAGACGAGUGGGUAGAAGCUAUUCACCAAGCAAGCUACUCGGACAUCCUGAUCGAGCGGGAGGUGCUGAUGCAGAAGUACAUCCACCUGGUGCAGAUCGUGGAGACCGAGAAGGUGGCGGCCAACCAGCUCCGGCACCAGCUGGAGGACCAGGACACGGAGAUCGAGAGGCUCAAGUCAGAGAUUGUAGCACUGAAUAAAACAAAGGAAAAAAUGCGACCUUAUCAAGGCAACCAGGAAGAUGAAGAUCCAGAUAUUAAAAAAAUUAAGAAGGUUCAGAGCUUUAUGCGGGGCUGGCUGUGCAGAAGAAAAUGGAAAACCAUUGUCCAAGACUAUAUUUGUUCUCCUCAUGCAGAGAGCAUGAGGAAGAGGAACCAGAUAGUUUUCAACAUGGUGGAGGCUGAGUCUGAGUACGUGCACCAGCUUUAUGUCCUGGUGAACUGCUUCCUGCGGCCCCUGAGGAUGGCAGCGAGCUCCAAGAAGCCGCCCAUCAGCCACGACGAUGUCAGCAGCAUUUUCCUCAACAGUGAAACAAUCAUGUUUCUUCAUGAGAUAUUUCACCAGGGCUUAAAAGCAAGAAUAGCUAACUGGCCUACCUUAAUUCUAGCUGACUUAUUUGACAUUCUGCUGCCAAUGCUGAACAUAUAUCAAGAAUUUGUUCGGAAUCAUCAAUAUAGCCUACAAGUGCUGGCAAACUGUAAGCAAAACAGAGAUUUUGACAAACUCUUGAAGCAAUAUGAAGCCAACCCAGCAUGUGAGGGCAGAAUGCUGGAAACUUUCCUUACCUACCCCAUGUUUCAGAUUCCCAGAUAUAUUAUAACACUUCAUGAACUUUUGGCUCACACACCACACGAACACGUUGAGAGAAAAAGCCUUGAAUUUGCUAAAUCUAAACUAGAGGAACUUUCAAGAGUGAUGCACGACGAGGUGAGUGACACAGAGAACAUCCGGAAGAACCUGGCCAUAGAGAGGACCAUAGUGGAGGGCUGUGACAUAUUGCUAGAUACCAGCCAAACCUUUAUACGCCAAGGUUCCCUUAUCCAGGUCCCCUCAGUUGAGAGGGGAAAGCUGAGUAAAGUUCGCCUGGGCUCAUUGUCUUUGAAGAAAGAAGGAGAAAGACAAUGCUUCUUGUUUACAAAACACUUCUUAAUUUGUACAAGAAGUUCAGGAGGAAAACUGCAUCUUCUUAAGACAGGAGGUGUUCUGUCUCUGAUAGAAUGCACUCUGGUCGAGGAGACAGAAGCGAGUGAUGAUGAUUCAAAAGGCUCUGGGCAAGUGUUUGGACACUUGGAUUUCAAGCUGAUAGUGGAGCCCACGGAUGCUCCUCCUUUCACUGUUGUCCUUUUGGCCCCAUCACGGCAGGAGAAAGCUGCGUGGACAAGUGACAUCAGCCAGUGCAUUGAUAAUAUAAGGUGCAAUGGAUUAAUGACAAUAGUGUUUGAAGAAAACUCCAAAGUCACAGUGCCACAUAUGAUCAAAUCCGACGCCCGUCUUCACAGAGAUGACAUUGAUAUUUGCUUCAGCAAAACGCUGAAUUCCUGCAAAGUGCCCCAGAUCCGCUAUGCGAGCGUGGAGCGCCUCCUGGAGCGGCUGACGGACCUGCGGUUCCUGAGCAUCGACUUCCUCAACACCUUCCUGCACACCUACCGCAUCUUCACCACCGCCGCCGUGGUCCUGGAGAAGCUCUCUGACAUCUACAGGCGCCCCUUCACCUCCAUUCCUGUCAGGUCCUUGGAGCUGUUCUUUGCCACCAGUCAAAACAACAGAGGGGAGUACCUGGCUGACGGGAAGUCGCCACACCUCUGCCGCAAGUUUUCCUCUCCUCCUCCCCUGUCCCUCUCCAGGACCUCCUCGCCCGCCAGGACCCGCAAGCUCUCCCUGACGUCCCCGCUGAACUCCAGGAUCGGCGCCCUGGACCUCUCAGCCUCGUCUGUGGCCAGCAGUCCUACCUCAAGCUACAGCCCGGCCACGUCGCCGCCGCCCACGGGCAGCAAGGCGCCGCUGGACCUGAGCCGGGGGCUGUCGUCCCCCGAGCAGAGCCCGGGCUCGGCCGAGGACAGCCUGGAGAACCCGCGCCUGGACCUCUGCAACAAGCUGAGGAGGAGCAUCCGCAGAGCAGCAGUUCUGGAAACCGUGUCAGUGGACAGGACCAUUCCUGAGAGCGCCUCAGUGGUGGACACUGCAGAGCUGUCCCCGUGCAGGUCCCCUUCGACGCCGCGUCACCUGCGCUACCGGCAGCCGGGAGUGCAGACUGCUGACAACAGCCACUGCUCGGUGUCUCCUGCUUCUGCUUUUGCCAUUGCCACAGCAGCAGCCGGGCACGGGAGCCCACCAGGGUUCAACAACUCGGAGCGCACGUGCGACAAGGAGUUCAUCAUCCGCAGGGCCGCCACCAACCGCGUCCUCAACGUGCUGCGCCACUGGGUCUCCAAACACUCACAGGAUUUUGAGCUGAACAACGAGCUGAAAAUGAAUGUGUUAAAUUUGCUGGAGGAAGUUUUGAGAGACCCUGACCUUCUGCCACAAGAAAGGAAAGCCACUGCAAACAUACUGAGGACUCUUUCUCAGGAUGAUCAAGAUGAUAACCAUUUAAAAAUAGAGGAUAUCAUUCAGAUGGCAGACUGCCCCAAGCCCGAGUGCUUCGAGACGCUGUCGGCCAUGGAGCUGGCGGAGCAGAUCACCCUGCUGGACCACGUCGUGUUCCGCAGCAUCCCCUACGAAGAGUUCCUUGGGCAGGGCUGGAUGAAAAUGGAUAAAAAUGAGAGAACGCCCUAUAUUAUGAAAACUAGUCAACAUUUCAAUGAUAUGAGCAACCUGGUGGCCUCUCAGAUCAUGAGCUACGCGGACGUGCCCUCGCGGGCCAGCGCCAUCGAGAAGUGGGUGGCGGUGGCCGACAUCUGCCGCUGCCUGCACAACUACAACGGCGUGCUGGAGAUCACCUCGGCCCUCAACAGGAGUGCCAUCUACAGGCUCAAGAAAACCUGGGCAAAGGUGUCCAAACAGGUGAGAGGCACUCGGCCACGGCAGGUUCUUGUAUUUGCUGCAAUGCCCAUCGCUGGAAGGAGGGAUGAAUCUGACUCCGUGUUCUCAGAAGGCUAA
Molecule: messenger RNA, 3516 nt
Organism: Zonotrichia leucophrys gambelii
Lineage: Eukaryota; Metazoa; Chordata; Aves; Passeriformes; Passerellidae
Gene: RASGRF2
Product: Ras protein specific guanine nucleotide releasing factor 2
Exons: 23
Coding region: 61-3516 (1151 amino acids)
Biological process (GO): positive regulation of GTPase activity; Ras protein signal transduction
Cellular component (GO): plasma membrane
Molecular function (GO): protein binding; guanyl-nucleotide exchange factor activity
Source: RefSeq, a predicted model, not a curated record